AUGGCGAUAUUUUCUCUUGACGAGGACAUCGCAAGGCUAACCGUCAAUGGAAGCUGUGCUUUGAUCGACAGCGAAGAUGACGAUUUCGAACAGGAAACAUCGGGCGAAAUAUGGCAUAAAAAUCUACUUUCCGUGGGACCACAGCCGGAGCAGCCAUCGUCGCAGGUACAUCUCUCGAUACCUUCCAGCUCACCUUUGAACAUAAGCAAAGAGCGGAGACGGUCUUCUAUCUACGACAAGAUGAGCGUUGUUACGCCCCCAAAUACAAGACGAGUGCAGAUGACUCAAGCCGAACCUAUGGGUACCGGGUGUACUUGUAGUACUGCUACACUUGGAAAACAUGGCCCGCGUGUACUGGAAGAUUUCACACCUAUCAGGGUAUUAGGCCGAGGAGCGUACGGGAAAGUACUGCUCGUCAAAGACUCGCAUACGAACCGUUUGUUUGCGAUGAAACAACUGAAAAAGGCAGAAAUACUGAUCCAUGACGAAUCCUCGAUGUUCGAAUCCGAGGAAUACGCACUUGAAAAGAAACUGGAGCGGACUUUUGCAGAAAGAACAAUCUUGUCGAAAUUGGAGCAUCCCAACAUCGUGAAACUUUUCUACACGUUCCACGACCAUCAUCAAUUGUAUCUGGUGCUCCAAUUCAUUCCUGGGGGUGAGCUUUUCUAUCACUUGAAGGAGCAGGGUGUAUUGGAUGAAGACACAGUAGCAUUCUAUGCUGCAGAAAUAAGUUCUGCUAUCAAAUUUCUACAUCAAAGGGGAAUAGUUUAUCGCGAUUUAAAACCAGAAAACUGUCUUUUGGACGAACGGGGACAUCUGGUGCUAACUGAUUUUGGACUCAGCAAAAAAAGCGCCAGUGAUCCCGCUAGUCAAACAGAUGGUAUCGAACUACAAGAAGGAGAACCUGUUGAGACUCUCUAUUCGAUCAUUGGCACGCCUGAAUACUGUGCCCCAGAGAUUCUCGACGGCAAGCCCUACACUCAGAAUUGCGACUGGUACUCUCUUGGAUGUUUAGUGUAUGAUAUGCUUACGGGAAAGCCACCAUACACGGGUCCCAAUCACAAGGUCAUAUUGAACAAAAUCUUAAAGGACAAAGGACCUAGGAUUCCGACAUUUUCUAGCGAAGGUAUGAAAGAUUUCUUGGGAUCUUUACUCCGAAAAGACGUAUUAAAAAGAUGGGAUGUUGAUAGAUUAUGGGCUGUUGACGGCCCAAAGCCUAAGAAGAAAAAGGCUGGACAAGCGAAAACCACAAGCUUUCAGUCUCACUUUAUAUUCCGUAAAAUUGACUGGACUAAACUGGAGAGUGGGGAACUUCAGAAAACGACUAAUGGCCCAAUUUUGCCUAUCAUUACAAACUGGGAGCUGGCUGAGAACUUCGACACAGAAUUUACGAAUAUGCGUUUGGACAGUGCAGGUGGAUGCAUUGAUCCCAAACAAGAAGUAAAACCGGAACACGCUCAUCUUUUCCAGGGAUUCAGUUACGUUGCGAGCUCAAGCUAUCUGGAACGCCAUUUUUAA
Messenger RNA from Lachancea lanzarotensis, 1518 nucleotides. It is a transcript of the gene YPK3, whose product is annotated as LALA0S02e10066g1_1. The record is from RefSeq and is a predicted model, not a curated record. Lineage: Eukaryota; Fungi; Ascomycota; Saccharomycetes; Saccharomycetales; Saccharomycetaceae. The transcript has a single exon. Gene Ontology annotation, biological process: protein phosphorylation. The coding region runs from base 1 to 1518 and encodes 505 amino acids. Gene Ontology annotation, molecular function: ATP binding; protein serine/threonine kinase activity.